GCACCUUUCGCUGGACAAUUGUUUAUAUCUGAAACGUAAUAGCGCAGCGCAGGGUUAAUUGGACAAUAGAACUCGAAAAAUCGCCGGCAGCCAUGAACGAAUCGGUGCGCUACGACCGUUGUCAACAGGUGCAGCUGGGCGUCCUGAGCGAGUCGCAAGUGUCCUCCGCCGAGGAGGACGUCCCGAGUCUGCCUCCGCAGGGGACGGGCAACAUCCUGUUCACCCACGACGGCGUGCUGCUGAAGAAGGCCAGUGCGGAGCACAUCGCCGACCUGAACACGAGCGGCUCCCUUUCCCUGGUGGAGUACUCGCGGACCUCCGCGGAUCUGCCACGCAGGAGACUGCUGCUGGAGUGGCAGCCCAACGACAGCAUCAUGAUCGCGGACGAUAGCCAGGACCAGGGCGACUGGGCGCUGGUGGACAGAAUUUCCGGGCGCACUCGCACCACCUCCGAGUGCCGUGCCUUCAACACGAAGCCCAGCGAACCGAGUGGCGGGGCGCCCAACCGCUCGCGGGUCAUGCGCGCCCAGCUGGACGAUUUGUCCACCGUUGAGGUUCGCCAUCGCGGCCAGACCAUCCGGUUUAUACGCAAAGGAGCCGGUGGCUUGCACAGCGAGUUUUUCUUCCAGCACGGGAACGCUGACCUCUUUGUGCGCUCCAUGCGCGAUCAACACUUCAUCGAGUCCGCCGAGACCAGUCGCAGUGGCGGCGAAGAGUACGCCAUCCUGACCACCGAAAACCAGAAACUGAGAAAGACGUUUGCCGAGCUUGACAUCGGUCAGAUCAAGGCCAGCCACUUGCCGCGCGAAAGCUGGCUGCCCAACAAGCUAGCCGGGUUCCUAGGCAACAUUCCCGAUUACGUGCAGCCGCCUUUCCAGCGCUCUCCCAAAGCCCGGCCAGGAGCAAUGAUCUCCGGCGACCGCCAGACCUCGCCGGACAACUACCAAAUCAUAGGACUAAGUGGAAGCACCAAUAGUGCCUGUUCCUCGAACGGACAGAGUCGUGGGGGCAGUGCGGACAAGUCCCCGGCCGACAGUGAGCUGGAGAACCUAAAUGCUCACGAUGAAAAAAUAGUCAACAAUUUGCCAGAUCGCCAGCGGGUUGAGCGAGGCCCUCCUCUCACCGAGACACAGUGGCUGGAGUUCCAGACGCCUGACGGUCGAAUUUCGGACAGCGUCCGCAUCAGGGAGAUCAUCUUCCGUGGCGGCAUCGUGCACAGCUUGCGAGCAGAGGUGUGGAAGUUCCUCCUUAACUAUUAUCAGUGGUCCGAUACCCAGCUGGAGCGGAUCGAGCGCCGUAAGCAAAAGUCAAUUGAGUACUACAACAUGAAGGCCCAGUGGCUGGCCAUGACGACGGUCCAGGAAUCGAACUUUUGCGGCUAUCGGGAGCGCAAGUGCCAGAUCGAAAAGGACGUGAAGCGCACAGAUCGGUCGCUGCAGUUUUUCGCCGGCGAGGAUAAUCCAAAUCUAGCUCUGCUGCAGGGCAUCCUAAUGACCUACGUGAUGUACAACUUUGAUCUUGGCUAUGUUCAGGGAAUGUCCGAUCUGCUUGCGCCCAUUUUGGAGAUUCAGGUCAACGAGGUGGAUGCCUUCUGGUGCUUCGUGGGCUUCAUGGAGCUGGUGUUCACCAACUUUGACAUGGACCAGGCGGGCAUGAAGACUCAGUUCGCCCAGGUCCGUCGCCUGAUCGAGUUUGCCAAUGCUCCGCUGUUCAACUACAUGCGAUCCCACGACUCGGACAACAUGUACUUCUGCUUCAGAUGGCUACUGGUGUGGUACAAACGGGAGCUGAGCAACGAGGACGUCCUUAAGUUGUGGGAGUGUCUGUGGACACGGCUGCCAUGUCCCAAUUUUCACCUGCUCUUCUCGGUGGCCAUCCUGGAUCAGGAGACGAGCGUGAUAAUAGAGAGCCAGUAUGAGUUUACAGAGAUCCUGAAGCAUGUCAACGAGCUAUCUGGAAAUGUAGAUGUCCAAAAGACCUUGCAGGUGGCUGAGGCAAUUUACCUGCAGCUCAAGGCCUCCGAAACACUUCCUAAUGACAUCCGCUGCAUCAUAGGAGAGCCACUUCUGCCAACCGCCGCCGGCGAGGAGGUGGACGGAGGCGUGGUAGAUGAGGAGCCGGCCUAUUCUGAUGAUGGCUUCGACGAGCUAGUAAGGGAACUCACUCCCGAGGAAAAGCUCCGCCAGCAGCAUUUACUGGAGGAGGCCUGCGAACGAUCCCUCUUUCUGACGUUUCACUAGUUCGAAUGGGAACCCUUCCAUUGGACACCUAGAAAAAACGAAGCCAAAAGCCCUUGGCAAAGCAUGCGCAAGUUACACUGCCCUUCAAGAUUGUUUGCAAACACGAAAAUGUUUGGGUUGCCCAUUGAGCCUCAAAUCUUUCAAGUGUUAUCACAUAAAUUUCAUGUUAAAAAUUGGAUCCUUCGGGAAACCGAAUUUAUCAACCUCAAAAAUAUCAAUUUUUCGUGUUCAACACGAACAACCCAAAAAAUUAUGUUUUUUGUAAAACGAAAGCUUACUUGCAGGGCAGUGUUAUCUUAGACUCUAAGACUCAAAGUUUACCAACGCAUCGAAGCAAAGCGAAGCGGGCCAAGUGCUUUAACUGCUGAUACACAGAUUUAUAUAUUGUAUAUUAUACAUAUUUGUACGUUUUUGUAAUUAUUGUAAGUUCUUCCCUCACCCAAACGGAAAAUUACAUCCCCUAUUCGAUCACCCCUAAGUAUACCAAAACACAUUUUCAAUAUAUAUUAGACUUAGUUCUCGUUUCUGUCGAGCUCGAAACAUUUAAGAUGUCCAUUGGGUCAACAGAGUUUACACGCGCAGCUUUUGUUGUCUUUUUCUAAGUUUACUCAAUUACUGUGCAUACACAUCGAUUAACAUUAGAAAUGCGUAGUAAAUCCAAAUACAACACCGAAUUGCACACGAAAA
Molecule: messenger RNA, 2927 nt
Organism: Drosophila biarmipes
Lineage: Eukaryota; Metazoa; Arthropoda; Insecta; Diptera; Drosophilidae
Gene: Tbc1d15-17
Product: TBC1 domain family member 17
Exons: 3
Coding region: 93-2240 (715 amino acids)
Biological process (GO): activation of GTPase activity
Molecular function (GO): GTPase activator activity
Source: RefSeq, a predicted model, not a curated record